Messenger RNA from Megalops cyprinoides (Indo-Pacific tarpon), 1721 nucleotides. Its product is annotated as extracellular matrix protein 2-like. Lineage: Eukaryota; Metazoa; Chordata; Actinopteri; Elopiformes; Megalopidae. Gene Ontology annotation, molecular function: heparin binding; protein binding; collagen V binding. Gene Ontology annotation, cellular component: extracellular matrix. Bases 63 to 1712 code for a protein of 549 amino acids. The transcript is spliced from 10 exons. The record is from RefSeq and is a predicted model, not a curated record. Gene Ontology annotation, biological process: extracellular matrix organization; positive regulation of cell-substrate adhesion.
CAGCCAGACCAAGGGCUGCACAUCACUGAGGCAGGGUUUUGGACUAAGGUCUCAGUGGCACUAUGUACAAGGUGGUAGUGCUAUCUCUCUACUUGUCUAUGGCACUCUGGCUCACAGAGGGAGUGCAUUUUGGCAGGAAAGUAUUAAAGACAAAGGCUUCCCGUGGCCUGGCACCUGUUGCUGUGGAGAAACCUCAUGGUGAAGCCCUGCUUAAAGGGGACAGCAGCAAGUGUUUGGUCCAUGGGCUGUCUUUCCUGGAGGGGGCACUAUGGUCUCCAGAGUCAUGCUCAAUGUGUCACUGUCAGAAUGGAGUGGCAAGUUGUCACUCCUUUCCCUGUACUAAGGCUGGUCCACUCAGCCAUCCCUCCCCAGACCACAGAGACAGGGCAUUGACCCAAAACCCAGCUAGGACAGCAGUGAAUUCAGCCAAUGAGGAUGAGGAUGAUGAUGAUGAUGAUGAUGAUGAAGAUGGCGAUCUCAAGGACAAUGACCCAGUAGCUGGACUCCUUCCCACUGCUCCUCCUGCGGAGGGGCGUGGCCUCACAGAGUCCCUUCCCAUUGGGUGCAUGCUGUCCGAGUCUCUGAUUGCAUGCAGAAAGGCUGGCCUUACCUACCUGCCUGUCAUCACGGACCCGAAGAUCAAGGUUCUCUCCUUGUCAAAGAACAAGAUUCGUCACAUCCCUCUGAAUAGCCUGGCUGGGCUGCCCAACCUGGAAUGGCUGGACCUUAGUAAGAACAAACUGAGUGAUUCCUCGCUGACCCAAGAUGUGUUCAAAAAUCUGGGGAACCUAAAGAGGCUGAACUUGGAUGGAAAUUAUUUGACCAAAAUCCCUCCGCUACCACCAUCUCUAGAGGAGCUCAGCAUUAAUGAUAAUAAAAUUAGCACUCUGAGACCACAUAGCUUCAAAGGUUUGUCCAGACUACUGAGGCUGGAGCUGGAAGAUAACCGUCUCCAAGAGGAAGGUAUCUCCUCACUGGCCUUCCGACCCCUCAGGAAGCUCCUCUUCCUCAAACUGGAUGACAACAAACUCCGGACUAUCCCUAUUGGACUGCCCUUGUCUCUGCAGGAGCUGCAUCUCUCUGAGAACAAACUGGAGGCAGUACAGGAGGGGGUCCUGAACCAGACAACCAAGCUGAAGCAGCUGGACCUCAGCCACAACCGUAUCCGGGAUGACCACAUUGUCCCCAGAGCCUUGAUGCAGUUACAAAAACUGGAGGUCCUGGACCUGUCCCACAAUAAGCUGGUCCGUGUGCCACCCCUCCUCCCCCCCACACUGCGGCAACUUUCCCUGCAUUGGAACCAGAUUGAUCGCGUAGUAGGGAAUGUUUUUGGUCACUUGCGGCCAGGUCUGCAGGUCCUUCGCCUGUCCCACAACCAUCUGCGUGAUGAUGGUGUGACUGCAUUCUCCUUCUUGGGGCUAUACCGCUCACUGGUGACACUGCACCUGGACCACAAUCAGCUACAGUCCAUUCCUCCCAGUCUGCCACGCUUCAAAGUCCUGCAGCUGCUGAGACUAGACCACAAUCUCAUCAGGUACAUCCCUCAAAACGCCUUCUGCAAUGUACGUGUCAACAAGGACUCCCCUCUGGUCUCACUUCACCUGGAGGACAACAUCAUCAACCACCAUCUCAUCCCAGCCACAGCCUUCUCCUGCGUCCGGUCCCCUGCAGGCAUCCUGCUGGAGCCUCAGAGCAGCAAGCAGCAAGAGUAGAGCUCCCAC